CCCUAUCAGCGUCAUUUACAUUCUGUCUUAAAAGGGAGUCGGAAGAACAUGGUAGGUGAGACCGACCAGCAGACACAGAGGAAGAAGGACCUAAAAUAACCGCUAACGUUAAAACACAAACUACAGUGUAAGCUUUGAGCGUCGCACACCUGUUGAACGCCUUCCAUUCUUUUAAGACUGCCAGUGCCUGAAGUUUCAAACAGAGGAAAACAAUAUCUGACCGUUUCACAUCACUGCUGUGGAACUCCAGAAGUCGUUUCCACCGUUUCAAAAAAUGUCCUUUCCCUGCAAAGGACCGGAGGGGACGGGAUAGAGUACACUGGAGAAGACAACGAGAGUGGGCUAUCGGGAGCUAAUCUCAGAGUGCAGAUAAUCCAAAACGUGGCCAAACUACGAGGGGUUUGGAAACAAGAGUGAACCCCACCGCUGCGGAAAAACAAGGAAAAGAAGACGAGCGCGAAAGGAGCCGGAUACGUUGUAUCCUGUCGAGAUGGCUCUCAACACCCAAGUGUGGCACACCCAGGUAGCCCCCCAGGAGACGUUGCCUAGCAACCCCGACAGAACGGCGUCCGUGGGCGGCGGCCACCUGGAGUGCUCCAUCUGCUACAACACCUACGACAACGUCUUCAAGACCCCCAAGUUGCUAGAGUGCACCCACACCUUCUGCCUGGAGUGUCUCUCCCGCCUCAUGGCCGUGUCGCUGUCCGACCAGGACUCGAGCCGCAGCGGCAAGAUCCCCUGUCCCUUCUGUCGCCACCCCACCGCCGUGCCCAAGCAGGGCCCUCCAGCCCUGGCCACCAGCCGAGAGGUGCUCUGCAAGCUGCCCAGCCACCAGCAACAGGAGGAGCCGGUGUGGCUGGACGGGGAGAAGCUCUGCUACAAGCAGUCCCUUGACAACCACUCUGGGACCACGGGCCCGGCUUCGGCCUUCUGCAUCUGCAUCGACAUCGGGGCCAGCAAGGCAGGCGAGCCCCCGGCUCAGACGCGGCGGCCUAGGAGCAUGGGCAUCCUGGAGCGUCUCACGGACUGGAAGAGGCUGCUGCUGUUCAUCGCCCUCAUGGUACUACUGGUGGUGAUCGUGCUGUGGCCCCUGCAGUGCAUCAUCACCACGGGCAACCUGCGCUGUGUGUCACGCAAUCCCGGCUCCCAACCACCACCAGGCCCAACCACCACCACACAGCCGUAAACAGAUGGGAGUCAGAUGGCUGAGCGGUUAGGGAAUCGGGCUAUUAAUCAGAAGGUUGCCGGUUCGAUUCCCGGCCGUGCAAAAUGAAGUUGUGUCCUUGGGCAAGGCACUUCACCCUACUUGCCUCUGGGGAAUGUCCCUGUACUUACUGUAAGUCGCUCUGGAUAAGAGUGUCUGCUAAAUGACUAAAUGUAUAUAUAUAUAUAUAUAUAUAUUGAUAAAUUAGGCACCAAAAAAUGAUGCUUAUAUAUUCAGUAUCAGAAUGGUGACAACUGAGCAACUGACAGCUACAGAUUGUUUUUUUAGUUUUUUUACUGAAUCUCUUGUUGCCUGAACGUAGAAAUGUCACUGACGGUGUUCUGAGUUUAUCCAAUCAAAAGCAAAGCCAAAGAUAGUCUGACACACUGAACAGUAUACUCUGAUGUAUUAUUGAUAUACUUUUUGAUAUUUUGUUUACACAUUUUUUAUAAAAAAACAAAAUGUG
Messenger RNA from Osmerus eperlanus (European smelt), 1670 nucleotides. RefSeq names its product RING finger protein 223. The coding region runs from base 491 to 1186 and encodes 231 amino acids. Gene Ontology annotation, biological process: protein ubiquitination. The transcript is spliced from 2 exons. The record is from RefSeq and is a predicted model, not a curated record. Lineage: Eukaryota; Metazoa; Chordata; Actinopteri; Osmeriformes; Osmeridae. Gene Ontology annotation, molecular function: ubiquitin protein ligase activity.